AUGACGGAAGUGCCGUCCGAGGUAUCGUCGCCCGUCGCAUCGGCAACGGGAGGUCUUGCUGCUGGAGAUUUGAGCGUUAUUCCCCACAGGUCAGCCUCGAACAAACUCCCACCACAAAGCUCCACCCACUCGAGCGACAACAAAGACCGUGGAGGUCAUGUCCAAGCAGAUACUCGCCCUUCUUCGGUUGAUGCUGAUGAACGUCGCAGCAGCAACGGGCGUGAAGCUUCUCGUGGAGCUGGUGUAAAUAUUUCGCAGUCUUCAAGCGUCUCCGGGGGAGCCGGGGGUGGCGGCAAUGGAGUUGGAGGAGUUGGGGGAGCAGGAGGUGCAGACAAGCUUCUUCUCGGGAGCAAGAUUAAACACUUGAAGAAGCCCGACGGUGUACCGCUUUGGAGAAAAGAUAUCCAAUUUGAGUUCUUGGAGGCCAUAUUUACAGACUCGAAGCAGGUCUUUACGAACAGCUAUGACGGAAGGAAGGAAUGCACUUUUGCGGAUGUGUACAUUGAUGCCAUGGCCCGGAGCAGCAAAACUAGCAAGAUCUUAAGGGAUAAGCUCAUGAGUGAAAGGGCUAAUGCGUUGAACAUGGCCAUGGUUUGUUUGUUGGUGAAUGUGGGAAGGAUGAAUACAACGUUGAAUUUUUUCCCCGAAAUGAAGGCUCAACUGCGAACUUACCAUGCCAUCCCCUCACUACAGUCAUAUACUGAUGCGCACGCAUACAAACAACUUCAAGACGCACCACGGUUGAAAUCAAUUCUUAAGGGCGCAUGCGAGGAUCGUAAAGAACCAUUAACUCUUGAGCAACUAGAAGGAAUGGAAGUUCCCCGAACAAACCCAAUAAAUCUAGUCUUUCUUCUUUCAACAUAUGCACCAAAGGUUUCUGAGCUGCAUUUUCCUGAGUCUAGGGACUUUUACGAUCUUAUUAUGAGGAGUACCCUUUCAAGUAAGAGUAGGGCAAGAGCUUUCCUAUGGCUGAUGUGGUGGUAUCUUGAAGGGGAUUUUACGAUAAAAUCAGCCGAAGAUAAUCCCUAUGGGAAAGGCCAAGAGGCAAAAGAUGGCGGGAUACCUUGCAGGGUCCCACAGUUUGAACAUUUAACUGAGGACCAGGCCGCUUUGGAGAACGUCGAUGCGACUCAGGAAAUAGAGUUUGGAGAACGAAUGCAAAAAGAGCGAAAGAAGUUGAUUGAGGAUAUUGGAAAUGCGCCUGCACCGUCCGCUGGAAAGAAAGGAAAAAAACAUAUCGCCCCUUCCCCAGAAGACGAUACUCAAUCACCAGCAGGCUCCCUUCGAAAUUCUACCCGCACCAACAAAAGCCACCACUACUCACAGAAUGAGCAGUAUGAGUACGAUUCUGAUAAUAAUCACGAUCAAACACGUUCUGUCUCUCCUCAGAACUUGAUGACACCUUCUGGCAAUGGAACUCCCAGGAUCAUUCUACGGACCGGCGGUAAACAACUGUCCUCUUCGGAUACCCCUGGUCACCUCAUGGCCGCGAGAUCGAUUCAACCAUCAAUGUCAGGGGACAAAGGAAGCCCGAUGAUGGGCUCAGAGAGAGGGCCCAAGCAAAGGCCGCUGACAAGUCACCAAAUCGCUGUCCAACAGAAUAGAAAAGAUAGGGCCGAAUACAUGAUUAAUCGCAAACUCAGAAGUCUCGAUAGGAAGUCUAUGAAGAUAAGAUUGAAGGAGGGCGCUAUGGUUAGGUGCUGGAGGAGGAUUAAGAAUCUCGAGGACCCGUUUGACAAGAGUGACGAUGAGAGGGAUGUCCGGAUUGUACGUAUCCACGAGGCGCCGGCAGUUGUUUCGGGAAAGGAGUCGGAUGCUAUGGCUGAGGAUGGUAAUCCAUUCGGAAACACAGCUAGUAUCCCUGGAACGCUUGGGGAAGAUGGUGUCUUAAUUGAACCAACCCCAAAGAAGAUUAAGCUUGAGCACAACACCCCUCAUGAUUCUCACCAUAGACGUUCUACCAAUGGAACCGUUCUUCCUUCUGCAGCUGGAUUGAUCCCUGUCGAAGAAGAGGAAGAUGAUUAUGGGGAAGAAGCUAGUUCUCUUGCUGCUGCUGUACGUAGGACGACUAGACGAUUGGAUAGAUGGGAACAGUCGGAUAGGCAGCGCGCUGCGCAAGGAUUGGCGCCAGCUACUUUCUCCCAUCCUACUGGAAGCGAUGGGCGUCAUUCACAGAUCACUUCGAAGUUACUAGCAGCCGUCAAUCAAGGAGGGAGUGGUGAUGAAAGCGCUCCUGGAGGAGGUCGAGGGAGCGCAAUCUAUGACGAGACACGAGAGCCUAGUUUCGCAGGGGACGAAGAUGAGGAAAUGAUAGAUGAUGCGGAUGCGGACGAAGAUGAGGACAUGGAUGUCGAAUGA
Morchella importuna is the source of this 2358-nucleotide messenger RNA. RefSeq lists its product as uncharacterized. The transcript is spliced from 7 exons. NCBI's taxonomy places the organism in Eukaryota, Fungi, Ascomycota, Pezizomycetes, Pezizales, Morchellaceae. The record is from RefSeq and is a predicted model, not a curated record. The coding region runs from base 1 to 2358 and encodes 785 amino acids. Gene Ontology annotation, cellular component: Ino80 complex.